GCCGCUUCACAUCCACACAUACAAGCUGCUCGUGGUGGCGCACGCAGACCGGGUCUGAGACGAGACAUAAGUCAUCUUGUUGUAGUGAUUGAGGAGAUGCCAGCUUGGGGGUUUUAAAGUUUUAUUUUAGAGGGUGUUUAGACAUGAAGCUACCAGCUCCAAACUUUGAGGUGGCACGCGUCGCAAACGUGGUGAGAUUUUAUUUUAUUGGUUGACUAAAAAAAAAAGUUAUAAAAGCGAAGCGACUGGAUUAACUGCAGCCGUUUACACUCGUCGGAGGAAAAGUGUUGCGUGUUUGUCUGAAAAGAACGGCGUUUUAAAGGCCAGGGCCACUCGGGGUACCACGACGACGACGACCCCCAGCCCCCCGGGAGGAGUGAGGUCCCUGGGAUGAGAGCCGCGCGUCUCCCCCUUAUCUUCCCCAGACCUCCAGGAGAGUUUCUGGGUUGUGUGACGCCAUCGAGCCGCCGCCAUGGCUCUGGUCCAGGCCCGGCCCGUGUCCGUGAGUGACCACCCCGCGUCCAGCGGUCUCGACAGCAGUCUCCAGCAGCUGUGCCGGCCCCUGCCGUCGCACCCCUCCACCGGCCCCUGCUCCGCGCCCCCCCUGCCCUGCGGGGACCCCUCCUCCGUCGCGGGCGCCAUGGGCUCCGUCAGCAGCCUGAUCUCCGGCCGCUCCUACCAGGAGAGGCACUGCCGGGCGGCCAACGAGUACGCCGCCAAGACCCGCCGCUCCACCCCGGCCACCAGCUGCUUCCGGGUGCAGGACAACGGCACCCUGCGCAGCGGCAGCUCCCUGGAGCAGCUGCUGGUCAUCAGCAACAAGCAGAACCACCACCAGUACCAGAACCACAACCACAACCACAACCACCACCAGCCCCAGCUCCAACCCCAGAUCAAGGCCUCCGUGCUGCCGCCGCCGCUGCCCACCAAGAAGCACCCGCGGCUGGGUAGCACCGGGGGCGUGGCGGCGGCUAACAGCAGCAGUAACGGUGGUGGUGGCGGCGGUGGCGGCGGUGCUAACGGGAACUAUAAAGACGGUUUGGAGGAGGUGGUGGUGGGGGACUGGAACCACAACCUGGUGCUGGCCCCGGUGAGCCCCUGCAGUGACUCUGAGGAGACGAGGGACAACAGGGCCCUGAAUGGAAACAUAGGCGGUCCUCCGCCCAAACUCAUCCCAGUGUCGGGGCAGCUGGAGAAGAACAUGGAGAAGGUGCUUAUCCGCCCGACGGCGUUCAAACCUGUUAUCCCCAAGAACCGCCACUCGGUGCAGUACCUCUCCCCGCGGCCAGGGGGCGCCAGCCUGUCCGAGAGCCAGGGGAGCCUCAACCUCCUGCUGCCUCUCGGCGGAUCCAACGUCAUCAACGCUAAUGCCAGCGCCGCGUCCGUGACCUCGGAGGAGAAGCGAGACUCAUACGGCGGCGGCGGCGGCAGCGGGAAUGGCGGCGGCGGCGGGCGCAACGCACGCAGCAGCCAGUCCUGCUCCAUGUCGGACUCGGGCCGCAACUCCCUGUCCAGCCUCCCCACCCACAGCAGCACGGGCUGCAGCCUGGCCCCCAGCGAGGGCUCUAGCAGCGGGUCGGCCUCGGGGGGGCUGGGGGGCGGUCAGCUGGAGGCGGUGCCCAGCCUGGGCCGGACGGCGGCCACCGCCACCGGUACCGGCGCCGCCGGCACCAACGCCAUGGGGGGCGGGAACAGCCACGGCCACAGCAACUCGGACAGCGGGCGGUCUUCGUCCGGCAAGAGCUCGGGCUCGGGGUCGCUGAGCGGGCGCGGCCAGCCCCUCUCGGACAGCGGGUCGUGCAGCCACUCGCCACCCCUGGUGGAGGGAUACGAGGGCGUGGUGCGCGAGCUGGAGGACAAGCUGAGGGAGAGGGACCUGGAGCUGCUGCAGCUCCGCGAGAACCUGGACGAGAACGAGGCGGCCAUAUGCCAGGUGUACGAGGAGAAGCAGCGGCGUUGUGAGCGGGACAUGGAGGAGCUGAGGCUGAGCUGCUCAGCCAAGAUGAAGCAGGCCUCCCAGAAGGCCCAGAGAGCCCAGCAGGUGCUGCAGCUGCAGGUGUUCCAGCUGCAGCAGGAGAAGAAGAAGCUGCAGGAGGACUUCUCGGCUCUGCUGCAGGACAGAGAGAGUCUGGAGAGGAGGUGUGCCAGCAUCCAGAGGGAGCAGACCCAGCUGGGCCCGCGCCUUGAGGAGACCAAGUGGGAGGUGUGUCAGAAGUCCGGGGAGAUCAGCCUGCUGAAGCAGCAGCUGAAGGAGCUCCAGUCGGAGCUGAGCCAGAAGGCGGGGGACAUCGUGGUGCUGAAGGCCCAGCUCCGCGAGGCCCGUUCGGAGCAGCAGUCCAGCCAGAUGCGCUCCCAGGAGGCCCAGGCCGCCGUGCGCACGCGCAACCUGGAGCUGGAGGUCUGCGAGAACGAGCUGCAGCGGCGCAAGAGCGAGGCCGAGCUGCUCCGCGAGAAGAUGGGCCGCCUGGAGGACGAGAUGGCCCGCCUCUGCGACGCCCUGACCAAUCACAGCGGACCCCAAGGCAUGAAGGGCCAAUCGGGCGGGAGCAUGUCCCUGCAGCAGUACGGCGGCGGCGGCGGCGGCGGCGGCGGCGGCGGCAGCAGGGGCGGCCCGGGGCGGGGGGGGCCCAGCCCCUCGAUGUACCGCGAGGUGGACGACAGCCGCCUGGCGUGGGGCGGGGAGAGCGACGAGUCCAAGGCUCACAGGCAGAACGCCGAGACGGUGCUCGGGCUGAGGCAACAGGUGGAGAGGCUGAAGGGGGAGCUGCUGUACGAGAGGAGGACCGGGGAGGAGCAGCUGUCGGGCUUUGAGGAUGAGAGGAGGGUGUGGCAGGAGGAGAAGGAGAAGGUGAUCCGCUACCAGAAGCAGCUGCAGCAGAACUACAUCCAGAUGUACCGGAGGAACCGGGACCUGGAGCGGGCCAUGAGGGAGCUGAGCCUGGAGCUGGAGGGCCGCGGCGCCGACCGCUACGAGCACCACAACGGCAGCAGCGACAUCCACUUCGAGGAGAUCACCGCCACCGAGAUAUAAACCCACCCCCCCCCCCCCCCCCCCUGUAAGACCCUCCUACUCGGGAUGCCAAGCAGUCCACAGCACCAGCACUCCUAUAAUCAAGGACCUCCAUUGUGAACCAAGGAUAGGACCCAAUCACAGAUGUUUCCACCUCGACCCCCACCACCAACGAACCCACCGCCAUAGAAGUGACAUCCGUUCAGGCUGAAAGGGUGUCACUUCCUUGGGGCAUCCGUUCAGGCUGGGUCCUUGCUCCCUCUUCCCCUCUGGAACCAGAACUCACUGGCUGGAGGCAGCAUCCGAUGGGGACCGAGAGAGUUCGACCUCCACUAACUUUGGAUUACCAGAUACUACGAUGAAAACGUUUCUAUCCCCUCCAGAGCUCACGAUAUGGGUCCUGGGUCCUUUAAACCCGAUACCAGCAGCACAGGAUCUCUUCACCAAGCCAAGAGAAUAGCAUGACAUUUUUGUUGUUUUUGGAACAUAAUACAAAUCAGGGUAUUUAAAACAGCAGUAGCAAAAAAACUAAAAAGAAAGUGACCAUAGACUUGCACACAAAUGAUCAGGACUUCUCGAGGUAGCACACAAGGCUAAUAAACAGUUAGCCUCUAGCACAUGCUUGGCUAGCUGGUAGCAUCACGCGGACAGCCAUGACCAUGUGGUCAACAUUAGCAUCGUUGUCCCUGUCGUGGUUCGUCAACAAGACGGCUGUAGGCUACACCACUAGACUUAUAAAAGGGAAAACCAAGACCAAAUAUGCAAUAUCUUGUUAUAUAUUCAUAUUAUUUUCAGUUCACCUGUUUGUGUCAAGCCUCAAGGCCCAGUGGAAACCUUUAAAUAUAAAUCAAGGAAACAGUUCAAAGGACUGGUUCUUGAAGAAGUCUCGUCGCUGCAGUGAGUGUUUCCAAUGGAAUGUAUUUGGGACUUCAGUCACUCCAGAGAAAUGCAGUUAAACAAGUGGUCACCACCGACAACAGAAAAACAAAAUUCAGUUGUUUUGCACAAAUGUCAUUUUUUCGGCUUACUUACGUGACUUCCUUUCUUCUUUUUACGGCUAAAAGAGACGUCUAGAAGCCUGCCGUGACCACAUUUGACUUUGGCCCUGGGUUUUGCUUACACUCAGACCUUCUGUUCUGUCAUUUGUUGAACCGCCGUGAAGACAGAAACCAAAUGUUCACACUACGUCCGACCCGAUCCAGACCACCAACAGCUAACCACUAUCGCACUCGGCCCGCAUGGCAAAAACUCAUACUGCAAAGUGGUCGCUUUUUUUGUAUAAACAUUUACAUUUUUCAAAUAUGUGUGUGGGGGGGCUGGGGGGGGGGGGGGGGAGCAUGGUUGGUAUUAACCCAGUUCAACUAGAACCCCCUCUGUCUCUCAGUACCUCUCUCUCUCUUUUUAACUCUCCAUCCUCCUCUCUGUCUAACUCCCACCCCCCCCCCCCCCUCUUGUUCCCACAUUCUCCUCUCUUCCGGUCUGCUUAUCUCUCCUCCCUACUAAACACUCAUAAGGAGUGGAGGUCAUUGCACAGGAGUUUAGUUCCAUCUUCAAGUUCAGUGCAACUCAAACCUUCCUUUUGCAGCAGAGAAAAAAAAAACAGGAUGUAAACAUUGGCCACAUGACAUCAUGGGCAUGUCUGUGACCCCCCCACCCGCAUGCCUGUGAGCCCCCCACCCCCUUCCAUCCUUCUCAGUGCUGUUUAUUUUGCACUUGUUAGGGACAAACACCAAAUAGCACUCUCCUCAGACCUCGACCAUGACUAUGACCGUAGCGUUGACUGACUGAUGUACAGCGGUAGAAACAGUGGCAUGACUGCAUGCUCUAUGUGCGUUUCUUUCCACAACUAGGAGAAAGCUGUUUGGUCUCUCUUGAAAUGACACGCUAGGACUUGGCUUAGUAGUAGCUGUUAUGAUUGCUACUCUUGUUAUUAUCUAUUGGACAAGGUUUCAUCCGGGCAACAGCUUAACCAAUGGGAAACACGUUAGUGGUUAGAAUCUGUAGACUUGGGAGAACGAGAGCAUAUGCAGGGCUGUGUCCAACACUGAGAACGGCACGUAUUGAUAUAAAAGAAAAAUAUUGAUUGAUAUAUAUAUAUAUAUAUAUAUAUAUAUAUAUAUAUAUAUAAAACACAACUGUUAUCUUUUAUUUUACAAAUGCAGAGUCUAUAUCAACAAAAUAAUAGAGAAAUAUAAAAUCUAUAUAAUAAAGAUGAUGAUGUAUAUAUUUUCUUAUAAUAAGCACCUAAAGAUAUUUUGUCAGUGGGUUUAAUACGCAGAAUAUAAAGACUUCUAUAUCGAUAUCACAUGGUCUGAUUUAUCAAUGGAUCAGGGUGAAAUGGAAGAGGACAUCUUAGCAGAAUGUUUACAUUAUACUGAGAGUGACAUGAUUACACCAAGUCUCGUCAAAUCAGGGAAGACUUUUUUGGUGAUCAUAACCUUGAUCUUGACCCUAUGAUUGAUCAGUAAACUGUCUUCCCUCCAUUUCGACCAAUCUUUGUUUGAUUUUCACGCAUCACUCAAUCUCCACCUCCUCCCUGGUUAUUGUCGAUAUUCGUUAUCUUAGCAAUGCAUUGCAAUGAUGGGUUUCAAAAGGGUUUCCUGCUGAAGUAAGGCCAGAAGCACUCCAAUCGCAGGUAUUUACUCAGCUUCUAUUUCGUAAAUUGGUCCAAACUAUUUGGCCAAAUUGUAUCAACAUUUUUCAUGAACUGAAUGCAUUUUCAAGUUCUUUCAUAACAACCCUCCUCCACAAUCAUAACCAUAACAGGUUAUGGAAUGUCCUAACCUAAAAAUGUCAUCGUAUUAGCAAAGGCAUUAGCUUGUCAUUGGUGUACUAUUCUCUGUGGCCCACUGGGUUUGUCAGAAUUGACAUUUCACGGGACGUCCCCCUUUUGGCUGGAACAGGUUCCAUUGUUGGCUACGGUAUUCUGCUGCACACAAACAAACAAACAAACAAACAAACAAACAAACAAACCAAGAUGUGCCACAAAAGGCCGCUUAUCAACAAGCACAUAUUCAACAACAUCCGAUGAACUGUCACCGCUGUGUGCAUCAAUCUCAUAUCUUUUCUCUACUCAUACUCACAUUACCGUUAUCCUCGGUGUAAAUAUACGAGGCACUAAACCGUAUAACAGAGUGACAUUGUCUUCUAUUAAGACAUGUAUCUAUUGCUUAUUUAGCCACUGUGACUAGACCAAAGCAAGUUUAACACUAUUUUUUACUUGUGUUGUUGUCCGUUUCUUAUUUGUCUGUGUCUUCUUUUUGUGUUUGGGUCUGUCAUGUCGUCAUUAAUCCAUAGAGUGUGUAGUCGCCUGUGUAUAUUUUUAUGUGUAAAUUUCUUGUACAAAUGACUGUGUUUUUAAUUAAAGAACAAAUUGUAUCACCUUAAA
Molecule: messenger RNA, 6398 nt
Organism: Gadus macrocephalus (Pacific cod)
Lineage: Eukaryota; Metazoa; Chordata; Actinopteri; Gadiformes; Gadidae
Product: leucine zipper putative tumor suppressor 2 homolog
Exons: 8
Coding region: 473-3031 (852 amino acids)
Biological process (GO): negative regulation of canonical Wnt signaling pathway; cell division
Source: RefSeq, a predicted model, not a curated record